Coregonus clupeaformis (lake whitefish) is the source of this 603-nucleotide messenger RNA. RefSeq names its product 40S ribosomal protein S14. Gene Ontology annotation, biological process: maturation of SSU-rRNA from tricistronic rRNA transcript (SSU-rRNA, 5.8S rRNA, LSU-rRNA); translation; ribosomal small subunit assembly. Bases 104 to 559 code for a protein of 151 amino acids. Gene Ontology annotation, molecular function: structural constituent of ribosome; small ribosomal subunit rRNA binding; mRNA 5'-UTR binding. NCBI's taxonomy places the organism in Eukaryota, Metazoa, Chordata, Actinopteri, Salmoniformes, Salmonidae. The transcript is spliced from 5 exons. Gene Ontology annotation, cellular component: cytosolic small ribosomal subunit; ribosome. The record is from RefSeq and is a predicted model, not a curated record.
GAAGUGCAUGGUCCACUUCCGGAUAAAGAAAGCUUGAACUCUGAACCCGGUUGCGAUUGUUCUUUCCUUUCCUGUUUCGGCUUUAGAAGAGACACAUUGAGCUAUGGCACCUCGUAAGGGUAAGGAAAAGAAGGAAGAGCAGGUCAUUGCCCUGGGACCCCAGGUUGCCGAAGGCGAGAAUGUUUUUGGAGUCUGCCACAUCUUUGCAUCCUUCAAUGAUACCUUCGUUCAUGUCACUGAUCUUUCGGGCAAGGAAACUAUCUGCCGUGUGACUGGUGGUAUGAAGGUGAAGGCCGACAGAGACGAGUCCUCCCCCUACGCCGCCAUGUUGGCCGCCCAGGACGUCGCCCAGAGGUGCAAGGAGCUGGGAAUCACUGCCCUGCACAUCAAGUUGAGGGCUACUGGCGGCAACAGAACCAAGACCCCUGGACCAGGAGCACAGUCUGCUCUCCGUGCCCUGGCUCGUUCUGGCAUGAAAAUUGGACGCAUCGAGGAUGUCACCCCUAUUCCAUCAGACAGCACCCGCAGAAAGGGAGGUCGUCGUGGGCGUCGUCUGUAAUGUGCUUAUUUUGAGUUUUUCACUCAAUAAAAGGUUAAUUCCAA